CUGCUAUCACGUUAACUCACCCAUCGUCUAGCCUCCACGAUGAGACCAUCUUUGCUUCGUAGAGCAGCAGCGACGUUGCCCAUUCCUCCAACUCUUGCAGAGGCCUCUAUGCAGUUGAUUCCACCUAUACCCCUCUAUCGACGGCUUCUUCGAGCCCAUCGAGGACUGCCAGACGACAUGCGAUUCAUGGGUGACGCAUAUAUCAAAUCAGAGUUCAGAGCUACACGGACAUCCGACAAUCCGAUACACAUCAUCGCCUUCCUCUCACAGUGGAAGUUGUAUCUUGAAGAAGUGGAGCAGUCGGCCACGGAGGCGGGAAAAGCGGCACCAUUUAAGGGCAGACGCCUCGAGGUGGACAAGAUCGAACAGCUCAGCGAGGAGCAAAUUGGUCAGCUCUAUGAACUGAUGCAUGCUACAAAAGAUGUAUGGAAAUCUCCCGAGGAUCUCACUGCUCAAGCAGGCGGCGGCCCGUCGGGUUCGCUGAAUCCAUCAGCUCCGGAGGAUGAUACGAAGGACAAAUGAUAGUUCCACGGCAUCGCGCCAAUGACCGGUUCUGCUGCCGUGCGCUCAGUCAAUCAUAUGUGCUCGGCGAUACCCGGAGCAGAUCGCUGCAUCGGGCCAAUUCUCAAGUCAGCCUCAGUGCAUCGCGGUCAAGCUGUAACCAGCAGCUGAUAUUCUCAUGGUACUAAGGAAAAAGCAGCGGCCUCUUUAGAGCGUAGGCAAAAUCCCGGGACCAAAUGUAUGCAUCUGCGUUUCCUC
Messenger RNA from Kockovaella imperatae, 759 nucleotides. RefSeq lists its product as hypothetical. The transcript is spliced from 3 exons. Lineage: Eukaryota; Fungi; Basidiomycota; Tremellomycetes; Tremellales; Cuniculitremaceae. The coding region runs from base 40 to 522 and encodes 160 amino acids. The record is from RefSeq and is a predicted model, not a curated record. Gene Ontology annotation, biological process: mitochondrial respiratory chain complex II assembly; succinate metabolic process. Gene Ontology annotation, cellular component: mitochondrial intermembrane space; mitochondrion.